AUGAAAUUCUGGAAAUUUUCAUCCCAAGCCUUAGCCACCUUGUUGUCUGUGGUCACCUUAGCCCAGGCCAGUGGCCCCACCGACGGUGAGGCAGCUGCUGACCCAAACUCCGCUGUGGUCAAGUUGACCACCGCCACCUUCAAGACCUUCCUUGACGAAAACCCAUUGGUGCUUGCUGAGUUCUUCGCUCCAUGGUGUGGCUACUGUAAGUUGUUGGGCCCUGAAUUCUCCAAGGCUGCUGAUUCCUUGAACGAGUCCCACCCCAACAUCAAGUUGGCCCAGAUCGACUGUACCGAAGAAGAGCAAUUGUGUUUGGAACACGGCAUCAGAGGCUACCCAACCUUGAAGCUUGCUCGUGGUAGCGAGGCCACCGAGGACUACGACGGCCCAAGAGAAGCCGACGGAAUUGUCGACUACAUGAUCAAGCAGACCUUGCCUGCUGUCCAAGAAGCCGCCACUUUGAUCGCAUUCAACGAGUUGGCCUCCCACGAAACCAAGCCUUACGUCGUGCAAAUCGGGUCCACUUCUGAGACCUCUGAGAUCUUCGAGAAGGUUGCCAAGCAGUUCAGAAAGGACCACUUGUUCUUGUCUGCUGACAAGUCGUUCGUCGAUGGUUUGAAGAAGAAGUUCUCUGGUAUUAAGAACGACUUCAAGAAGCCUACCUACCUCGUUGUCCACCCAGACAAUGACAAGGAACCAAUUGUGUUCGACGAAGAAUUGAGUCUCGAGGCCUUGAGCGAGUUCAUCAAGAGAGAAGUAGUUCCUCUCUUCGGUGACAUCAAUGGUGACACCUACAUGACCUACAUGGCUUCUCCAUUGCCUCUCGCCUACUACUUCUACAACACCAAGGACCAAAGAGCAGAUGUCGCUCCUUUGUUCACCAAGUUGGGUAAGGAAUUCAGAGGCAAGAUCAACUUUGUUGGUUUGGAUGCUAGCUUGUUCGGCAAGCACGCUGAAACCAUCAACAUGAACCCAGAAAUCACCCCAUUGUUUGCCAUCCACACCACCUCCAACGACAAGAAGUACGGUGUCAAUCAAACUGAGUUCCCAGAAGGUCCAUCUCAAAAGGUGAUUGAAAAGUUCGUCAGAGACUACUUUGCUGACAAGUUGUCCCCAAUCAUCAAGUCACAGCCAUUGCCUACUGAAGAAGAAAUAGCAUCCACCCCAGUUGUUCAAUUGGUUGCCCACAACCACGAUGACGUGGUCAAGGACGUCACCAAGGAUGUCUUCGUCAAGUACUACGCUCCAUGGUGUGGUCACUGUAAGAAGUUAGCUCCAACCUGGGAAGAAUUAGCUGAGCUUUACGACUCCAAGAAUGCCGACUCCCAAGUUGUUAUUGCCAACCUCGACCAUUCCAGCAACGAUGUCACCACUCCUGUCCAAAUUGAAGGAUACCCAACCUUGUUAUUAUACCCAGCCAACGGUGAGAUUGACGAAAAGACUGGUUUAAGAACCCCAAUUGUUUUCUCUGACAACAGAGAAUUGGAGAGCUUGAUCAAGUUCAUCAAGGAAAAGGGUGCUCAUGGUGUCGAUGGCCAUGAAUUGAAGAGCAGACAAGUUGAAAUAGAAGAAGAAGAUGAGGAAACUCUUGUUGACAAGGUUGAAGAGGUUCUUGAGGAAGCCAAGGAGGUUGAACAUGAUGAAUUAUAA
Suhomyces tanzawaensis NRRL Y-17324 is the source of this 1650-nucleotide messenger RNA. RefSeq names its product protein disulfide isomerase (gene PDI1). NCBI's taxonomy places the organism in Eukaryota, Fungi, Ascomycota, Pichiomycetes, Serinales, Debaryomycetaceae. Bases 1 to 1650 code for a protein of 549 amino acids. The transcript has a single exon. Gene Ontology annotation, cellular component: endoplasmic reticulum. Gene Ontology annotation, molecular function: protein disulfide isomerase activity. Gene Ontology annotation, biological process: response to endoplasmic reticulum stress; protein folding. The record is from RefSeq and is a predicted model, not a curated record.